AUGGGCGCCAUUCGAAGAUCCUUGGAUGGACCCCCGAAAUUGAUACUUUGUGGUUGCGGUAGCCGUCUGCCUUCUUCCACUUGGAUGUCUAGUUGCCGGAUUGUCGCCUAUGUGUCGAUGCCAGCAGGUUGUAAGAACGGGUCAACACCGGCGACUUCGGGCCCGCAGAUGCGUGCCAGCAGAACCUGUGCCAGCGGAACCAGUGCCAGCGGAACCAGUGCCAGCGGAAUCAGUACCAGCGUAACCAACGCCAGCGGAACCAGUGCCAGCGGAACCAGCGCCAGCGGAACCAGUGCCAGCGGAAUCAGUGCCAGCGGAACCAGUGCCAGCGGAACCGGUGCCAGCGGAAUCAGUGCCAGCGGAACCAGUGUCGACGGGGUCGAAGCCAGCCAGUUGAUUGCGGCCAAUCGGAGCUUUGACGGCGAGAUUGCGGCCAAUCGGGGCUUGCCAGCGGGAUACAAUCAAGCCAACGGAUUGCGGCCAAUCGGAGCUUGCCAGCGGGAUUUGUUCCAGCGGAACCUAUGCCAGCAGGGUCGAUUUGAUUGCGGCCAAUCGGAGCUUUGCCAGCGGGAUCCAAUCGAGCCAAUGGAUGUUGUCGUCGGAUUAUUUAAGCAGAUGAAAUGCAGUGGAUAG
Molecule: messenger RNA, 633 nt
Organism: Uranotaenia lowii
Lineage: Eukaryota; Metazoa; Arthropoda; Insecta; Diptera; Culicidae
Exons: 2
Coding region: 1-633 (210 amino acids)
Source: RefSeq, a predicted model, not a curated record